Molecule: messenger RNA, 576 nt
Organism: Schistocerca serialis cubense
Lineage: Eukaryota; Metazoa; Arthropoda; Insecta; Orthoptera; Acrididae
Exons: 3
Coding region: 1-576 (191 amino acids)
Source: RefSeq, a predicted model, not a curated record
AUGGAGCGGCCCCCGUACUGCUCGGAGGCGGCAGCCGCAGUUGGGAGUGCUGGAGAGCUGGGGGCGGCGCAGCUGACGGCCGCUUUGGCUGCGAAAGCACCUUCGCGACGAGUUGGGUCCGUUGGGCUACUGCUUGUCCCACACAAGUCCAGCCGGGGACAGACAGAGCUGUCUUACCGGACGACACAGCCUGCGGGCCGGACAGCGAGCAGCGGUAGCAGCAGCGGCAGCAGCAGCAGCAGUCGUAUGCGCACAGUGGAGGCUGUCAGCAGCACCUCGAGAUGGGCGCACCGGGGAGGCGCGGGAGGCAACUUGAAACAACAGCGGCAGACGGGAGGGAAGCGCAGGGAGCAGCCAGACAGAAAUUAUAAUUCGGUGCCGCGCGGGCAGACGGCCGCCUACGUCACGGCGGGGGCGGAUGCUGCUAGGUGGGAGGUGGCCCGGGGCCAGAAAUGCUCCGCCUCCCAGGGCAGCUCUUGUUCAGUCGUUGCCGCCGCCGCCGCCGCCGCCGUCGUCCUCGCUGCUACUGAUGUCUCGCGGAGGAGGCGCUGCGCCUCGACUGAUGGGUCCUAUUAG